GCCAUAUAAAUACUGAAUCCGAACUCUGAAUAAAUCAUUAAUAUUUAGACAUCAACAUGAGAUCAUUGGUCGUAGUGUUUUUCUGCUGUGUAGCGGUGACUGCUGCUCGAAACAUCAAAGAACUUUUUGGUAUCCUUGGAGGAGCCCAAUUUAAUACUGAUUGUGGGCCAAACGAAGAGUUUGACUGCGUACAUCCAUGUCCUCCACUGAAGACUUGUGCAGACCGAGAAGACUAUUAUUGUCCUGCUGUAGUGAUGCCCUGUGCAUUCCAAUGUGUCUGCAAACCGGGAUUCUAUUUGAACAAACCGGGCGGCGAGUGUGUCACAGAAAAACAGUGCGAUAAAUGUCCUGGUGAGCACGAACACUAUGCUUGCGGAGGGCCAUGCGACGAUGUUUGCAGCACACUACAUGUUCAGAACAAGACUACUUGUGCCUUCACUGAAUGCCAACCUUCUUGCUACUGUGAUGACGGAUACGCAAGAAAUGACUCUGGAAUCUGCAUACCUAUUGAAGAAUGCACUAAUGCGGUGACUGCUCAGGACAUCGAAGAACGUCCUACCGAUAUCCCGAUUUCCCAAGAUAAUAAUGGUUGUGGGCCAAACGAAGUGUUUGACUGCAUUUAUCCAUGUUCUCCACAACAAAUGACUUGCGGGGACCAUGAAGAAUAUUUUUGUCCUGAUGUAGUAACGGGCUGUGAUUUCCAAUGUGCCUGCAAACCGGGAUUCUACUUGAACAAACCGGGCGGCGUGUGUAUCUCAGAAGAAGAAUGCAAUAAAUGUCGUGGUGAGCACGAACACUAUGCUUGCGGAGGGCCAUGCGACGAUGUUUGCAGCACACUACAUGUUCAGAACAAGACUACUUGUGCCUUCACUGAAUGCCAACCUUCUUGCUACUGUGAUGACGGAUACGCAAGAAAUGACUCUGGAAUCUGCAUACCUAUUGAAGAAUGCCGUACAGUGUUCUCCAAACUUGAUGGCGGCCCGCACCUAGCUUCAACGUUGACUAUUGUUCAGGACUUCGAAGAACUUCCUCACAAUAUGGAUAUCAAAAUUCCCCAAGAGAAUAAUGGUUGUGGACCAAACGAAGUGUUUGACUGCGUUUAUUCAUGUUCUCCACAAAAGACUUGCGGGGACCGUGAAGAAACUUAUUGUCCUGAUGUAGUAAUGGGCUGUGAUUUCCAAUGUGUCUGCAAACCGGGAUUCUACUUGAACAAACCGGGCGGCGUAUGUGUCACAGAAGAACAAUGCAAUAAAUGUCCCGGUGAGCACGAACACUAUGCUUGCGGAGGGCCAUGCGACGAUGUUUGCAGCACACUACAUGUUCAGAACAAGACUACUUGUGCCUUCACUGAAUGCCAACCUUCUUGCUACUGUGAUGACGGAUACGCAAGAAAUGACUCUGGAAUCUGCAUACCUAUUGAAGAAUGCGGUACUUUAGAUGAACCCAGCUGUGGACAAAAUGAAGAAUAUACAGAUUGCAUAAAUCCUUGUUUGAAUGAAACUUGUUCUGCGAUUGGGAACCAAGAAAAAUGUGACAGCAAAAUUCCUUGCAAACCGGGCUGUGUUUGCAUGGAAGGCUACUUCAGAAAAAAUCAAGAUUCUUCUUGCGAACCUGCCUGUUCAUGCCCAGAAAAAAAAGAUUCACCGGAUUGCCUUCAUUGGCAAACUUGGUUUAUAUAAGUAGUGUUCGUUCAUUUUUGUGUCUUUGAAUGUAGAUUUAUUUUACAAGUUUGCAUUGUGAACAUAAGUUUGUGAAUUGAAU
This is a messenger RNA of Helicoverpa armigera (cotton bollworm), 1761 nucleotides long. RefSeq names its product zonadhesin. NCBI's taxonomy places the organism in Eukaryota, Metazoa, Arthropoda, Insecta, Lepidoptera, Noctuidae. Bases 57 to 1679 code for a protein of 540 amino acids. The transcript is spliced from 11 exons. The record is from RefSeq and is a predicted model, not a curated record.